Molecule: messenger RNA, 897 nt
Organism: Miscanthus lutarioriparius
Lineage: Eukaryota; Viridiplantae; Streptophyta; Magnoliopsida; Poales; Poaceae
Source: the annotation of a GenBank genome assembly
AUGGAGACUCACCGCGUCAUCUCCAUCGGCAGUGAGAUAUGCGAGCAGGACCAAGACGGCAACAAACCAGACGCCGGCGAUCGCCGCGGCGGCAUCGCAAGAACCACCAGCACCGACGAUGGCAACGACCCGCUCGUCUCCCUCUUCGAGCUCGCGCCGAUCGUCUCGCGACCGCGACCACGGGAGGACGACGAUUCCAUAGACCAGCAUCAGGCGACGAUGCCACAGUCGCUGACCGUGGACGACGGUAACGAGAGCCUCACCCUCGGGGAGCUGGUCACCGCAUUCAGGGCUCAGAGGAGGGAGCUGCACGCACUGCGCGCGGAGCUCGCCUCCGAGCGGCGCUUGAGGGCGGAGGCGGAGGAGUACCAGCGGCAACUGGAGGAGCAGGGCGAGCUCGACCGGGAGGCGGCGCGGCUGGCCAUGCAGCUCGUCCACGAGAGCGAGACGGAGAAGCACGGCCUGCAGCGGCAGCUCGACGCGUGCAGGGUCAGGGCGCAGCUCUACCAGUCCGAUUCCGCGGCCAUGGAGGACGCCGGCGGCGGGGGCGGAGGAGGCUGCCGGGAGGCGAACGGGGGUGAUGGCAAUGGCAACAAUUACCAGUCGCUCGUGGACUUCCUCCCGGGGUCGGUGUACUCCUCCUCGCCGGACCUGGCCAACCUCCUUAAACUCUACACUGAAUCUGGCAAUGCCGGCUGUCGUCAGAGGGACGAUUACGACGUGCCGGCCAUUGCGGUGGUUGAGGAGGCAGAGGAGGAGGAACUGGCCGUCGCCGUCACUGUCACGGUUGGCACUGAAUCCAGCGGGAAUGUUGAUGCUGCAUCCGCCAUUGUUUCUGAAUCUUUACACGAAAGCUCCAAUACCUUUCACGUCGAAACAGUAUCAGAAGCCGUUUAA